AAGAGAAAGUGCUUUCCUAAGUGUACCACAUCCCUCCUCCGGUCCUUGAAUACCCAUCAUGACCAGCUGAGGAGCUAAGCCCUCGGGACUUCUAAGGCAAGAGGAGACACAUCACAAGACAGUACAGGGAGCCUGGGGGUCCAUCCUUGCGGGUUUACUGCAGGACCCCGUGUCCCAGGCACUGUGCUUGGCCGAUUCUAGACUCCCCCAGGUUUGGAGAGGUCCGGGAAGGGGCCAGAAGUUGGCCUUAAAGAGCAAGCAAAAAAGAGCGAAACUGAAAUCUCAUUUCAUUUCAGGAAUCUCCCGCUGCUCCUCAAAGCAGCUACCCUGAACUUUCUCCCCCUUAGGCCCCGCCUCAUUCCCACUGGGAUUAUUUUUUGCCAAGAGAAGCCUAAGAACCUUCUUGCUCAGGUGUGCGGCCACAAUAAAGCUGGCUAGGAAGGGGGUUCCAGCCCCAGGUCAAAUCCUCUUAAAAAAGAAUGUUGUUUUAGGCAAGUUAUCCGACUGUUUCACUGUCCCCAUACCUCCCUCGUGAGGGUUACAAAGGAUACGUAGACAACCCUUUAGCAGAGCAUGGCAGAUGCUCAGUAAGCGUUAACGGUUACGGUAGUAUUCAGAUAAAGGAGGAGCCAGAGGGCUCCCCAAGGCUUCUCUGGCUUUGCCAGCAGACAAAGCAGCCCAGAACUACAGCAGUCCCUGCCGGACUGGGGCAGGAAGUUCCGUUUUGCAGAAGUCAGGGGAGCGGGGUCAAAGAGCACCCAACUCCGGCUGGAGGCUGCUCCGCGGUGCACCGCUGGGGCCGCCGGCGCGAGAUGGGAGGGUGUGCCGGGAAGAGGGCACAGCCGAGGGCCCGAGGCCCCGGCCUCCAGUUCCGGCUCAGCUGCUGGCCUCAGGCAGGCCCCUGCCCCUCCCGCUGGCGGGGCCUUGGUUUGCCCAUCAGUAAGAUGGAGCCUCCCCAGCUCCCGAAACCGUUCCGAGAGCAUCCCAGAGUUUCUGGACCAGCAGAGCUGACGGUACCUAAGCUUGUGCUGAGGCGACUCUACUGAGGUCAGCCCCAUGGCUAUUCCACGUGCUUCAAAUGAGACUUCCUAUUUGCUGCCUCCAAACAAGGAGGACUGGGAAGGGCAUGGCAUUCCUGACUUUGUCUAUGGGCAGGAGGAACUCAUGAUGGAAGGGGUUCAGUGGCCAAGGGGCGCACUCAGCCUCCUGAACACGCCACCACUGUCUCACUUUGACUCUGCCCUCUGCUCAGCCUGGAGGCAGCGGAUGGAGCUGGGGCUUUUCCGCUACCCCCUGGGAGUGCUGCCAACCCAAACCCUGCCUGGGACCGUGGGUUUUGUGGCUCAGCUGAAUGUGGAGCGAGGUGUGCAGAGAAGGCGCCCCCAGAACAUCAAGAGCGUGAGGCAGGAGUUUGACCCUGAACAGUUUAACUUCAACCAGAUCCGGCCGGGAGAGGUCCUUUUCCGUCUGCACCGGAAGCGGGAUUGCCCCGGCACUGUCCAGCAAGAGGACAUCCUGGUGGUGAUCAACGUCAGCCCCUUGGAGUGGGGCCACGUGCUGCUGGUGCCCGAACCCGCCCGAGGGCUCCCCCAGCGCCUGCUGCCCGGGGCACUGCGGGCCGGGGUCGAGGCUGUGCUGCUGAGCUCACACCCAGGCUUCCGCGUGGGCUUCAACAGCCUGGGCGGCCUGGCCUCAGUGAACCACCUCCACCUGCAUGGCUACUACCUGGCCCACCGGCUGCCUGUGGAGGGGGCCCCCAGUGAACCCCUGGACCCUCGGGGUCGUCUGCAUGUGCUCCAGGCCCUCCCAGCUCCGGGCUUCCUCUUUUACACCAGUAGGCCAGGGCCUGACUUGGAAGCCUUGGUAAGCAGGGUGUGUCGGGCCACUGACUACCUGACUGACUGUGACAUUGCGCAUAAUUUGUUUGUCACCCGGGGGGCCCCACCUGGAAAGACAUCAUCUUCCUCAGCUCUCUCGGGAGUCCGGGUCAUUCUGUGGCCCCGGAAGCCCAGCUUUGGGAUAAAGGAAGGUGAGGCAUUCAAUGUUGCCCUCUGUGAACUGGCUGGGCACCUCCCGGUCAAAACAGCCCAGGACUUCAGCAGCCUCACCGAGGCGGCAGCUCUGGCCCUCAUCAGAGAAUGUCUGCUGCCCCCAGCCCGGGCAGAAGACGUGCGGGCGGCGCUGGUGGCCUUGAUAGGCCAGGAGGAACAAUAAUCCUCCCAGCAGUAUUUAUUCUUAACUGAUCCGGAGAACUGUCCAUCAUGGUGCUGUGGGCGCGUUCAUGAAUGCCUUCUCACUGGUUUCAGCAUAAGGGGAGGGAUAAAGAACUGGUAAGUGGUCUCUUUAAAGAGGGAGAUUGUUGGAAUAAAUGGCAUGAAUGAGCCCUCUUGGAUGUAUCUGCCGCUUUUCACCUUGCUUCUUGGACAAGUCCCAGGGAUGUCAAACCUGUUACUAAGAAGGGAGUACGUACAGGAGUUACACGCUCCUGACUCUGUAUGCUGACUUUUCUUUAAGUGUUAGCAAAGUGAUAGUUUAUCACUUGUUCUAUCUUGCCUCUGCUGGUCCUGCCUCUGCCCACCACUCAGUUGUGUCUCUUCAUUCUGCUCCUGAAUUCAUCCCCUCCAUCCAUAUACUGUAUUUGUAGGACAUAUUUUGCCUACCUGGGCACCUCAAAUUUUCCUCCAGCCCCAGUGCUGAGCUAAGUGUUCUUCACAUACAUUAUUUUGUGUGAGAACAAGGUGUCUUCACAACUUGAGCGUUGCAGGCCCUUUUAAUAGCCGCAUUUAGCAGAUGAAGAGAUGGAGGCUGAUAGAAGUUUAGUAACCCAUCCAAGUUCAGGUAGCUCAAAAGUAGUGGAGUCAAGAUGGCAGCACAGGCAGUCAGGACACCAUGAAGCUGAGCUGGGGCUGUGCACCUGUGACCAUCAUGUUAAUAAAGUCUCCUUGAGAUGAGGCAGAAUAUGCAUAACAACCCAUUUCAUAAGAAAGUUUAACCUUGAAAUUCCUCUGAACAUUUUGGUCACCCUCAACAUGCCUGUUUUUGGCAAUUGCACUAAUUUUAGCUCAGUGCCUCUCUCUACAAGCCUUUGCAAAUACAGGCUCUAGAAAGAUCACUUUAUUUUGCUUGCAUACUCUCUGAAGGGCGUGCAGUGACCAUUAUAGCAAAGUGGACUUGGAGUGCCUAAGGUGGUAGGUCCAAAUACCAGGAUUUCCCUAGCUUUCCCUUAGGACUGAUAUUCAGAGGAAGGCCUUCUUCUGGCCCCAAAUAAAUCUUUACACAAAAAUUAAAAGGUUUUCUUUAUGGUGGUACUUCUUAGCCAUGUGUACUUUGUGAAUGAUCAAGAAAGGGAUUUAUGGAAGCCUUCUCUAAGCUUAAAUAUGGAACAUUUAGGAGCUGCUUUGUACCCA
Messenger RNA from Odocoileus virginianus texanus, 3407 nucleotides. It is a transcript of the gene GDPGP1, whose product is annotated as GDP-D-glucose phosphorylase 1. Gene Ontology annotation, molecular function: GDP-D-glucose phosphorylase activity. Gene Ontology annotation, cellular component: cytoplasm. Lineage: Eukaryota; Metazoa; Chordata; Mammalia; Artiodactyla; Cervidae. Gene Ontology annotation, biological process: glucose metabolic process. The record is from RefSeq and is a predicted model, not a curated record.